This is a messenger RNA of Olea europaea var. sylvestris, 4842 nucleotides long. RefSeq names its product ABC transporter B family member 13-like. The transcript has 10 exons. Gene Ontology annotation, molecular function: ABC-type transporter activity; ATP binding; ATP hydrolysis activity. NCBI's taxonomy places the organism in Eukaryota, Viridiplantae, Streptophyta, Magnoliopsida, Lamiales, Oleaceae. The coding region runs from base 758 to 4522 and encodes 1254 amino acids. Gene Ontology annotation, biological process: transmembrane transport. Gene Ontology annotation, cellular component: membrane. The record is from RefSeq and is a predicted model, not a curated record.
AGCCAGCAAAAGAUGCAAGUACCGGCCUAAAUGGUAAAAACAUUAAAUUUUACUCCUAAGAAGAUAAUCAUAAAUGGUCGAAUUUAAGCUAGUUCACAUAUUCUUACAGUUCAUUUAAUUUGUUUGUUUCUAUUUUGUUGCAAACCUUUUGUUUUAAUUCUUAUGAUUAUAAUAAAUGUGAUCUGAUCUGCUCUUAAAACGUCCGCCGUGUGUGAUCUAAGGUGCCAUUAAUGGCUAUCAUUAUAGCAAUUAUGCCAUUAGUAUCAAUUCAGUAGGCCAGUGGCAACUACGCAGAAAAAGAUGGAUACUGGUGGAAAGAUAAUGUUAGACUGUGCGGAGCCUAAUUAUACAAGUUAAUCCUCUCAAGGAUUUUUUGAGGACAAAAUACUUGUAAAGAAAAUAGGCAAGUGAUGUUGAGGGUGAUUGGGUGAACCACCAUACUAUGUGGGUGCUUUGCUCGUUUUCUGAUUAGUUUUCUCAUUAUUAUUGAUUUCAAAAGUCGGGUUUAGGACCAAAUCCAUAGCAAAAAAGACAUGCAUUAUAUUCUUGACUAAGAAGAAUAGUCCAAUGAUAGCUUUUAAUUAUGGUACCUAAUUAAGUGAGUAGUUGGUUUGCCAACCAUAAUUACUCCUUUAUUGUCGGGAAGAAGACCUUCCAUCCUCCUCAAGCUCCCAUGACAAAUUAAUUCGUUAGUUCUGAGUUUCCAUAUUUGAGCUCUCUGUCACUUAACCUUCAACUUGAUCGACAAUUUUAGCUCAUGGACAAGGUUGAAUCCUCAUCAAAGCAAAUUUCAGAGCAUGAUGAGGUUACAGACGCAAAACGGCCAUCGAAUUCAACUUCAAACAAGAAGGAUACUGUUUCUCUCUUGGGGCUGUUUGCUGUAGCUGAUAAUAUAGACUAUUUUUUAAUGUUUGUUGGAAGCAUUGGAGCUUGUAUACAAGGCGCCGUGCUUCCGGUGUUCUUUGUAUUGUUUGGUCGUAUGAUUGAUUCUUUAGGAAAAUCGUCUUCAGAUCCCCAUAGAUCGUCUUCGGAGGUGUCCCAGUAUGCUCUCUACUUACUUUAUCUUGGAUUAAUUGUUUGGCUAUCAGCAUGGACAGGAGUAGUAUGUUGGAUGCAAACUGGUGAAAGGCAAACAGCUCGAUUGCGAUUAAAGUAUCUCCAGUCAGUUUUGAGGAAGAAGAUUGACUUCUUUGACAUUGAAGCCGGGGACAAAAAUAUAAUUUAUCACAUUUCGAGUGAUGCCAUGCUCGUCCAGGAUGCAAUAGGUGACAAGAUAUCCCACAGCUUAUGUUAUCUUUCCCAGUUCUUAGUUGGAUUUGCCGUAGGGUUCACAUUGGUGUGGCAGCUUACACUUCUCACCUUGGCGAUUGUUCCUUUAAUAGCCAUCGCAGGAGGAACUUAUACAAUAAUCAUGUCUACCUUGUCUAAAAAGAGUGAAGCUGCCUAUGCUGAAGCUGGGAAGGUAGCAGAAGAGGUUAUUUCACAUGUUCGCACUGUGUACUCAUUUGUUGGAGAGGAAAAUGCUGUUGAAGCAUACUCCAAGUCACUUGGCAAUGCUCUCAAACUGGCUAAGAAAACUGGGGUUGCGAAAGGGGUUGGCAUAGGCUUUACUUAUGGGCUUCUCUUCUGUGCUUGGGCAUUACUCCUUUGGUAUGCUAGUACUCUUGUCAUGCAUGGGGACACCAGCGGUGGAAAAGCAUUUGUUACAAUUAUUAAUGUCAUCUACAGUGGAUUUGCACUUGGUCAGGCAGCUCCCAACCUUGCUGCCAUUGCUAAAGGUCGUGCUGCUGCUGCAAGUAUCCUAAGCAUGGUGAAAGAAGAUUUUAACACUUCUAAAGAUUUGGAGGAGGGGAUUGUGUUACCAAGAGUCGAGGGAAAUAUCGAAUUUUGCAAGGUCUGUUUUGCUUACCCUUCUCGACCCACUACGGUCUUUGAAGAUCUGAGCUUCUCAGUAUGUGCUGGUAAAACGAUCGCAGUUGUUGGCCCUAGUGGUUCGGGAAAAAGCACUAUUAUCUCCAUGAUUCAACGAUUUUACGAUCCCACUUCAGGAAAUAUUCUAUUGGAUGGGCAUGAUCUCAAGAAGCUACAAUUAAAGUGGUUGAGAUCACAGAUUGGAUUGGUUAGUCAAGAGCCAGCAUUGUUUGCCCGAAGUAUAGCCGAGAAUAUCAUGUUUGGUAAAGAAGAUGCAAAUACGGAUGAAAUAAUUGAUGCCGCUAAAGCUGCCAAUGCACAUUCUUUUGUUCAGCAUUUACCUGAUGGAUACCACACUCAGGUCGGAGAAGGGGGAACUCAGCUAUCCGGAGGUCAAAAGCAGAGAAUUGCUAUUGCAAGAGCAAUAUUAAGGGACCCGAAGAUACUACUUCUGGAUGAAGCAACCAGUGCUCUUGAUGCAGAAUCAGAACUCAUUGUUCAGCAGGCACUAAAUUCAGUCAUGUCAAACAGGACAACAAUUAUUGUUGCGCACAGAUUAUCUACUAUCCGGGAUGUUGAUACAAUAGUUGUUCUUAAAAAUGGUGGUGUCGUCGAAAGGGGGAAACACUCAGAACUGAUGAUUAAAGGUGGGGAAUAUGCAUCUCUAGUUAGCCUUCAAGUGUCAGAACACACCACAAACCCUAAUUUGGACAAUAAUAAUACUGCAUGUAGACUUUCUAGUACUCAGAAACGCUUGGAAACUGAAAAACAUCAGGAGUUCAAGGCAAUCAAUGGAGAAUUGCAGCUGGGAAGUCAAAAUCUUGCGUUACCAAGCACUGUUUCAACGACAUCAGUAUGGGACAUAAUCAAACUAAAUGCACAGGAGUGGCCCUGUGCGGUUUUGGGGUCAUUAGGAGCAAUUCUGGCUGGAAUGGAAGCUCCUCUUUUUGCCCUUGCAAUCACACACAUUUUAACUGUAUUUUAUUCUCGUGACGAAUCUCAGAUAAAAAGGGAGGUCCGACAAGUUUCAUUCAUAUUUGUUGGAGUGGCUUUGGUGACUAUCUUCGUAUAUCUAUUGCAGCACUAUUUCUAUACCUUAAUGGGAGAGCGUCUCAUUGCACGAGUCCGCUUGUCAAUGUUCUCAGCUAUCAUUUCCCAAGAGAUUGGCUGGUUUGACAAGGAUGAGAAUAACACUGGAUCACUGGCAUCAAAGUUAGCAACUGAUGCCACAUUAGUACGAAGUGCAAUUGCUGAUCGUCUAUCAACUGUUGUACAAAAUAUAGCACUUGCAGCUACUGCAUUUGUGAUUGCAUUUGCACUAAGUUGGCGCAUUGCGUCAGUUGUGCUUGCUACCUUUCCUCUACUAAUUGGAGCUUUCAUAGCCGAGCAACUAUUUCUUAGAGGAUUUGGAGGUGAUUAUGCAAGGGCCUACUAUCGAGCAACUGCAGUGGCACGUGAAGCUAUUAUUAAUAUACGCACUGUUGCUGCCUUUGGCGCUGAAGAGCAGAUGUCAGUCCAAUUUGCAUCUGAAUUAGACCAACCAAAAAAGAACUCUCUCUUACGAGGUCACAUAUCAGGUUUUGGUUUUGGCGUAUCACAGUUCUUCGCAUAUUCUUCAUAUGCUCUUGGUCUUUGGUAUGCAUCUGUUCUUAUUAAGGAGAAAAAGUCGAACUUUGGAGACGUAAUGAAGUCGUUCAUGGUUUUAGUAAUUACUGCGUUGGCAGUGGCAGAAACGCUUGCACUAGCACCUAACUUUGUAAAGGGAUCACAAGCUCUUGCCUCAGUUUUUGAUAUUCUUCAAAGGAAAACAGCUAUAGACCCUGAUAGUCCCUCAUCAACAGUUGUCACUGAUCUCAAGGGACAUAUUGAAUUCAGGAAUGUGAGUUUCAGGUACCCUAGAAGGCCUGACAUUACCAUUUUCAAUGAGUUGAAUUUGGAAGUAUCAGCAGGGAAGAGUAUGGCAAUUGUAGGCCAAAGUGGUUCAGGAAAGAGUACUGUGAUUUCUCUGUUGUUGAGAUUUUACGAUCCGACAUCAGGUGCAAUUUUGAUAGAUGGAUUCGAUAUCAAGAGCUUGAAUCUAAAAGCGCUGCGAAUGAGAAUCAGUCUAGUGCAGCAGGAACCAGUAUUGUUCUCUACAACGAUUUACGAUAAUAUCAAAUAUGGGAAUAGUGGUGCAUCAGAAAUUGAGAUAAUGAAGGCAGCCAAAGCAGCAAAUGCGCACGGGUUCAUCAGUCGAAUGCCAGAAGGUUAUCAAACUCGGGUUGGUGAAAAUGGGGUGCAGUUAUCCGGUGGACAAAAGCAGAGGGUGGCAAUUGCGCGGGCAAUACUUAAAGAUCCAUCUAUUCUUCUUUUGGAUGAAGCAACAAGUGCUUUGGACACUGAAUCCGAAAAGCAAGUUCAAGAAGCUCUGAAUAAGCUUAUGUAUGGAAGAACGACAAUUUUGAUAGCACAUAGGUUGUCUACAGUACAAGGUGCCGAUACUAUAACUGUCCUUAAGCAAGGAGAGGUAGUCGAAAGUGGCAGCCACGAUCAGCUCAUUAGUAAUCCUGGAAGCAUCUAUUUUCAGUUGGUCAGUCUACAAUAUGAAAAGGGUGCAAAGACCUCAGAAUAAUUAGGAAAGCUAGGAGAAAUCCACUUUAAAACACGACUCUUUCUAUUUCUAUGCUUAAACAGCUACCCAAAAAAGAUAUGAAAAUAAUGGUCAAGAUCUGAUUCAAUUUUCAACUAUAUCAACUAUUAAAAUUUGAAGCCUUAGAAGAUUCAAGAAACAUUGAUGCUCAUCUAGAAAAGGUUUUGUAUAGAUUAACCCGCAGCUCUGAACACUUUCUUGCAUGAACUUGUUCUUAUUCCAGUUUUACAAUAUCAGAAGAAAAUGUAAAUAUUAAUUAUAAUUACAAACAUAAAGAUAUGAUUAUGUUUUGUUUCUGCUCA